AUGUCUGCUUAUGAAAUCAAGGGAAAGUUUGCCAUUGUCACUGGCGCCGGCUCUGGCAUCUGCCUGGCCUUCACCAAGAAGCUGCUCGAGGGCGGCUGCUCCGUCGUGAUGGCCGAUGUCAAGCUCCGCCCCGAAGCCCAGGAGGUCCUCGACCAGUGGUCCACCGUCGAAGAGGGCAAGCCCAUCGCCCACUUCCAGCAGACAGACAUUAGCGACUGGGCGCAGAUCUCUUCUCUGUGGAGCACGGCCCUGGAAAAGUUUGGUCGCAUCGACAUCCUCUGCAACGGUGCAGGCAUCUACGAGCCCCCCUCCAGCACCUUCUGGAACGCCCCCGGCAUCUCUCCCCUGGCUGAGGACAAGGUCGACUGCAAUCCUGGAGUGUACAAGACGUUUGCUGUGAACACCAUGGGUCCUAUUCGUCUGGCGCAGAUUGCUAUUGACUACUGGCUGGAGAACCGGAACAUUGAGGGUAACCUGCUGUGGAUGGCUAGCUUGGGAGGUUAUGUCCACUCCCUGCAGACUCCUCUUUACUUUGCUAGCAAGGCUGCUAUUGUCAGCUUUGUCAAGUCCCUUGCCACUCUCAAGAAGCGAGUGGGUAUCAGGAACGCAGCCAUUUGCCCUGGUGCUGUUUAUACUCCCAUUUUCCAUCCCGAGUACUGCCGUGACCGAGUCCGCCCCGAUGACCUUACAAUGACCCCUGAGCAAUGUGCUGAUGUCUUGAUGACUGUCCUCACCCAACCUGAGUACGGUGAUGGUAACAUUGUCGAGACCAUGCUGAUCGGAACUCGGGAUAACCCAUCUGUCAAUGUCCGUGAGGUGCCCCUCGAGCUUCUUUAUCCCACUGUGGGACCUGUGGGACAGGACAACCAUUUGUUGGAGGAGGAGGAGAAGCUAGCCGAUCAGCUUGUCAAGCAUGGCAUGCGUAAUUAA
Molecule: messenger RNA, 930 nt
Organism: Fusarium keratoplasticum
Lineage: Eukaryota; Fungi; Ascomycota; Sordariomycetes; Hypocreales; Nectriaceae
Exons: 3
Coding region: 1-930 (309 amino acids)
Cellular component (GO): cytoplasm
Molecular function (GO): oxidoreductase activity, acting on the CH-OH group of donors, NAD or NADP as acceptor
Source: RefSeq, a predicted model, not a curated record